This is a messenger RNA of Pleurotus ostreatus (oyster mushroom), 1005 nucleotides long. RefSeq lists its product as uncharacterized. NCBI's taxonomy places the organism in Eukaryota, Fungi, Basidiomycota, Agaricomycetes, Agaricales, Pleurotaceae. The transcript has 7 exons. Bases 1 to 1005 code for a protein of 334 amino acids. Gene Ontology annotation, cellular component: SAGA complex. The record is from RefSeq and is a predicted model, not a curated record.
AUGGACAGGAGGCGAAUGAUAUCCAGUCGCCCCGCUUCCUCGGAAGAGAUAGACUGUUGGUCGCAUGCCGUCUCAGGCCUCACAGCUCUUACGACGCUUUAUGGCAACCCAUCUACAGCAGAGACCAUCGACCGUGUCAACCGACUGAUAACGACUUGGCCCACUGAUGACCAUAUACCCGCGGAGGGACUCGACAGCGUGAAGUCCAACUACAAGAAACUUGAAGCUGGCCUUCACGAUAUUCAAGACACCGCGACACGCGAGGCUAAGGCGAUUGAGGAAGCCAUUGAGAGACUGAGCGUGCUUAUCGCUCUACGUCAAGCACCUGAGACUCUGCCUCCAGAAAAACGGAAGCGCCCACGAGGCACAUCUCCCGCAGCUCUGGGGUCUCAAGCUACUUCGCUUAGUAACGGCCGUGGCCCCUCCAUUACUCUUCCCCCGCGUAACUCGGUGGGGCCAAAUCAACCUAUACCCUUUUCUCGGGAUCCGAAAGCUCGCAGAGAAGCCUUGGCUGCACAACUUCCCCUGCAAGAAGGCCGAAAAGUUGCCUUCCAUCCUUCAGCCGGAAAAACCGGAGGUGUGGCCGCCGAUGCAGACGAAAACACCUGGAUUUUAGCCGUCGUGACUAAAUGCAUCAAUGCCGACAAAAAUCGCUACGAAGUGCAGGAUGCAGAACCUCAGGAAGACGGGCAACCCGGAGUCCGGUAUAACACAACCUUGAGAGCAAUUAUUCCACUUCCAGAUCCGAAUGCACAAUCUGGUAGUGCGUCACACAUUGGGGCCUAUCAAGCCUUUCCGGCAGGCUCGACUGUGAUGGCAUUAUAUCCCGACACCAGCUGCUUCUAUCGGGCAGAGGUCGUCGCAACACCCCAAAACAUGCAGCCAUCAGGCAGAAACGCACCAUCAUCAAAGUACAUGCCCACUUAUAAACUCAAAUUUGAAGAUGACGACAAUCAAGAGCACGCUGUCGCUGCUCAAUGGGUAGUGGAAUGGCCGGGGAGUUGA